This is a messenger RNA of Cladophialophora yegresii CBS 114405, 615 nucleotides long. RefSeq lists its product as uncharacterized. The transcript has a single exon. Lineage: Eukaryota; Fungi; Ascomycota; Eurotiomycetes; Chaetothyriales; Herpotrichiellaceae. Bases 242 to 547 code for a protein of 101 amino acids. The record is from RefSeq and is a predicted model, not a curated record.
CCACCGCCAGUUGCCCGAGGACGGCGGCGCACGUCACACAUCCCUGCGAGCAUUUCCGUCAUCUGCCGAGUCUGUCUCGAACAAGCGGCAGGUCUUAUACACCUGGACUGCGGCCACGAUUUCUGUCAGCCGUGCCUGAACGAGCUUGUCCGCACAUGUAUUGCCCAUAGAAUGUCGUGGCCUCCAAGAUGCUGCAGCGGUCAGCUAGGACUGGAUAUUGACGCGAUCCGACACCACCUCGAUGAGGACGUUAUUGCACGUUAUGCCACUGUGUGGGCUGAGUACUCGGAUCCCGACCCAAUCUACUGCUCGAACCGAGUCUGCAGCCUCCAUAUCCCACCGAACACGGCCCAAAACACCAAGGGACAGUUCGUAUCCUGCGACUACUGUCAGACCGAAACGUGUCGCGCAUGCAAACAAGGGCGUGGUGAACAUAGCGGUCUUGCUGGAGCCAUUUACCCUACCCUGGAGCAAUUGCUGGGCGAGGAAGACCACAGCCUUGUCAAAAACCAGCGCUGGAAGCAAUGUCCUGGCUGCAAAAAUGUAGUCGAGAGAAAUGGAGGCUGCAACGAGAUAUUCUGCCAGUGCGGAGUCCGUUUCUGCUAUCGUUGUGGU